CUUUUCUGAGCGUUAAACAGCACGCAUCGACAUGCAUUCACUCAGUUUCACAACUGCAGAGGGGACACACAAGAGAUCGUCCACUUUCACCGACAGCAACAUGUCCCUGUUGAAUCUUUACAUCUGCUCUGGCCUUCUGCUCUGCUUCCCUUGGUGCUCGACUGGAGGGUGCACUGAUGGGACACCCAGAGAGUGUCUGGAUGCCGAAUUCGCCCCAGGUUCAAAUUUGGCUGGGGAAGGCUUUGACAUUACCAAGAUGGAGCGUAAAGCGGCGUUUGUGCUCGACAUGAAUCAGUGGAAACGCAAGGACAAGACUUGCACCCUCUGUGUUAACCCCUUUCUGGAGGGCAAAAAGCAAAAGCUGCCCCUGUCUGUGUUGGACUGGAGGGCCAAACAGUCCUGCAGCACUAAGGUAUCCUCUAAACUUCAUAAAUCCAGCGAGGCUCUGGUCAGCUCCAGCACCUCUUCUGUUGAAAACAACUGGAAAGCAGAGUUAGAAGUUGAAGCGAAGGGUAAAUCUGCCAACUUCAUGCUGGCUGGGAGCAACUCUAAACUGGCAGAAUACUCCAUGGAAAAAACAAAGAAUGACAAGUUCAGCUUCGCCAGUAUCAGCAUGUCCUGUGAGUACUACAGCUACAGAGUGUCCAGCACUCCCAAGCUGAACAAAGAUUUCAACAAAGCAGUGAAAAAGCUUCCUAAAGUCUACAGCCCAGAAUACAAGCAAAGAUUUUACAAACUGAUUGAUGACUUUGGCACCCAUUACCUCACCAAGGUGAAGCUGGGAGGACAAGCUGAUACUGUGACCAGCAUCAGGCAGUGUGAAGCUAGCCUGCAGGGUGUAAAUACAGAGGAGAUUCAAAUGUGUCUGGAGGCCGAAGCAUCUGCAAGCGUCAGAGUUAGCGCUAAAGCAGAAGUAAAGCACUGCCAAACGAUUACAGACAAAAUGGACAAUCAGAAAUCCUUCUCUGACAGGUUCAGUGACAGGUUCACAGAAAUAAAAGGAGGGUUAACUACAGAUGCAGACCUUCUUUUUUCUGCCAACAAAAACCCAGAAGCCUACGCAGAAUGGCUCCGUUCAGUACCACAGCAUCCAGAUAUCACUUCAUAUUCCCUUGCAUCACUUCACGGAUUGCUACCUGAAAACACUCCGGUCAGGAAAAACCUGCGCAAGGCCAUCAGCCAUUACAUCCUGGAGAAAGGUCUGUGGAGGAACUGCAGUGAGCGCUGUCAUGCCGGAAUAAGGUCUGACUCCAUGGAUUCCUGCGUCUGCCAGUGCCACAACGAACCUGCUGUGAACCCGGACUGCUGCCCGACCCGCAAGGGAAUGGCCCGUGUAAUCAUAACGGUGCUGAAGGCUUCAGAUCUGUGGGGAGACCACAGCACUGCCACAGAUGGCUACAUCAAGGUAUUUGUUGAUAAACAGCAAGUUCACCGUACUUCAGUUAUUGAAAACAACAACAACCCACACUGGGACUCCAUCGUUGACCUGGACACCAGGGACAUCUCCUCUGGGAACGUAGUGCGAUUUGAAGUUUGGGAUCAGGACAACAACUGGGAUGAUGAUCUGCUGGGGGAAUGUACGCGACGUCUGUCUGCUGGUGUCUUACAAGAUGUGUGCGCUCUCCAGCACGGCCGAUUUUUCUUCAAAUGGGAGGUGAAGUGUAUUCCAAGUCUGACCGGAGAUUUGUGCUUGGACUAUAACCCGUCACGCAUGAGUCAAAGCCUGAGGGGCCUUUACACGUCCCGUCACGCCCAUCCCAUCCCAAAAUCCAUCCUGGUGAAGAUGGGUGUGUUUGUGGACGAAAGAAGCUCAAACAGAAACGAGAGCCUGGCUGUGAAAACCUUGGCAUGAUACCUUCCUCCGGCUGCUUUACUAAGGCUUCAACAGCAACAUUAACCAUUUAUUUAGAUUAGUGUGUUAGCAUCAUCGGUUUGCAUGAAUUUUAACUCUCCAAUAUCUGAUUUCAUCUCAGUUUGAUCUGGACUCAGUUCUGUCAUUUCCAUAUACAGAUACUCUUGAGAGUUUAAUUAGUAUUUUAUUAAUAUUGCAGCCUAUUUGAAUAUUAAUGAGUAACAACCUGCCUAUAUGUACUUUACAUGUUAAAGUAGUUAUGUGUGUGUUUGCUGGCGUCCUUCUAAUUAUAACCUCAUUUAUACCUUUUUAUUGUUUUAUGUACAGAUUCUGAAAUAUUAUUCUGAAAGCUUUUUUUCCUCAUAUUUAUCCAGAGUAAAAGCAUAUCUUCUGAA
This is a messenger RNA of Girardinichthys multiradiatus, 2247 nucleotides long. Its product is annotated as perforin-1-like. The transcript is spliced from 5 exons. The record is from RefSeq and is a predicted model, not a curated record. Lineage: Eukaryota; Metazoa; Chordata; Actinopteri; Cyprinodontiformes; Goodeidae. The coding region runs from base 32 to 1852 and encodes 606 amino acids.